Messenger RNA from Paraphaeosphaeria sporulosa, 2271 nucleotides. RefSeq lists its product as uncharacterized. Gene Ontology annotation, biological process: sodium ion export across plasma membrane; regulation of membrane potential; proton export across plasma membrane. The record is from RefSeq and is a predicted model, not a curated record. Gene Ontology annotation, molecular function: sodium:proton antiporter activity. Gene Ontology annotation, cellular component: plasma membrane. NCBI's taxonomy places the organism in Eukaryota, Fungi, Ascomycota, Dothideomycetes, Pleosporales, Didymosphaeriaceae. Bases 369 to 2099 code for a protein of 576 amino acids. The transcript has 7 exons.
UGGAGACCCUGAUAAGUCGUGGAAACACCUUCCCCGCAAACCUCGACUUGCUACCACUCCGUCUCACGUCUCACCAAACAGAUAUCACAAAUUCGACCAUCAUUGGCGCGUGCAUCCGCACAAGCACCCUCUCCAUCUCAAAGUGGCGCCUUAUCUAGCAGUCAUUCGCAACUACAUGAUCAAUGAUUCAAUAACAUUCACUGUAUCCACGCUUUCCGCUAACCAGCAAGCGUUUCCGACUAACACCAAAGUCCAACGUACAAGCUCCCCCUAACAUUAGCUUGUGUCGCGGUGCUUGCUUCUCCGCGACUGAAAGCCGAUUGCUACGACUUUGAAAAUCUUGAUUGCCUUGGCAGGUGGGGUUCAAGAUGCCGACUCUUGCGGUGGACAACUUCAACAUUGUGUGCGCUUGUCUUGGCGGAUUCAUCACCCUCUUUGGCCUUGUCUCGUACCUGCUCAAGGAAAAAUUCUAUCUGUCUGAAGCUCUGAUAUCCCUUAUCGCUGGUGUCAUCUUCUCUCCCAAUGCUGCCAAUCUGUUGAAGCCUGAGCAAUAUGCUCUACACGACGAGGAGGUCUUGAACACGAUUACGCUUUACUUUUCCCGUCUGGUCCUCGGAGUCCAGGUUGUACUCGCAGGAGUGCAAUUACCGAGCAAGUAUUUGAAAACGGAAUGGAAGAGCUUGGCUCUUCUUUUGGGCCCUGGCAUGGCAGUCAUGUGGCUGGUAACAAGCCUUCUGAUCUAUGCACUGGUCCCCCAUAUCCACUUCGUUGAAGCUCUCGCAGUUGGUGCUUGCGUCACUCCUACAGAUCCUGUCCUCUCCAACUCCAUCGUCAAGGGCAAAUUCGCAGACAAAAGCAUUCCUAAGGAGUUGCAGAAGAUCAUUGUAGCCGAAUCGGGCGCCAAUGAUGGCUUGGGCUAUCCCUUCCUGUUCCUUCCGCUCUACAUCAUCCAGCAUACUGGCGUAGGCUCUGAUCACAACAUCGGUAACGCUAUAGGCGCCUGGUUUGGCGAGACAUGGGGCUAUACCAUAUUGCUCAGUAUUGUAUAUGGCGCCGCAGUAGGUUGGAUCGCGAAGGAGCUCCUUCAUUGGGCAGAGGAACGUCACUAUGUGGACAGAGAGAGUUUCCUCGUGUUCGCUAUUACUCUCGCGCUUUUCUUGGUCGGAACAAUGGGUAUGGUAGGAUCUGACGAUAUCCUCGCGUGUUUCAUCGCCGGUAAUACAUUCACCUGGGACGAUUGGUUUCGGCUUGAAACAAUGGACGACAGUUUCCAACCUACUAUUGACAUGUUACUCAACGUGUCAGUCUUUAUCUGGUUCGGCGCUGUGUGUCCGUGGAAGGAAUUCUACACCAACGAUGUCAUUCCCAUCUACCGGCUCGUGCCUCUCGGCAUCCUCGUCUUGCUCCUUCGCCGGCCACCUAUCGUUUUCGCGAUGCAUAAAAGCAUUCACCAGAUUGAAGAGAAGCGCCAGGCCUUGUACGUCGGCUUCUUUGGCCCGAUCGGAGUCAGCGCCAUAUUCUACCUCUACAUCACACUUGACUUUCUGCGCAAGAACGUUACCGUAGAUGGAGAGCCAAGAUCCGAUGCUGUGUACCUAAUGGAGGUGACGAAGAUAGUCGUUUGGUUCCUUGUCAUCUGCAGUGUGAUCAUCCACGGCUUGACGAUCCCCAUGUCCAAAUUUGGACUGUGGCUACCAAGAUCCAUCUCCCGAGCUGUCUCCUCAGCAAGAGCAGAAAGCCCAGAGCCUUUCCACAUCAGCGAAAACCCGGAAGAUGCUGAAGAAAUUAACGAAGGGCUUCGACGCCGUGCGGGGGCGGGUUCCAGUACAGCUGCCAACAUCCUGCCUCGCAGUGUGUAUCGUAUCGGGAGGACUAUCAUUCGCUCCGACAACUCUUCACGGUCGCAUUCGCGCGGAAACUCACAGGCCCCACUCCCGCUGUCUAACGCGCCAACGAUAUCCUCGAACGAUCUCAGCAAUGAAACUUCUAAGCAAGACCCUACCAGCAGCAACACCCACGUCAAUACUUCACAGCCGAUUCAGCUCAACCAGAGGGCUAUUCGGUUCCCAGAUGAAGUCAAUCCGCCACAGGCCGCUUAACUCUUCAGAGGGCGCCUCCUCGAAUUGAGCAUUCGAGGUUGUGGGCUGUCAUCCUGAGAGCAAUGCCACAAGCUCGCAAUUCGGCCCAGCCACCGUUACAAACACAUCUCUGUAGCCUCGCCGCUCAACUCAGCGCACAUUAUACCGAUUCUCAAACGAGAGAGCACUAGCA